This is a messenger RNA of Dunckerocampus dactyliophorus (ringed pipefish), 5157 nucleotides long. It is a transcript of the gene znf609a, whose product is annotated as zinc finger protein 609a. Gene Ontology annotation, cellular component: nucleus. The record is from RefSeq and is a predicted model, not a curated record. NCBI's taxonomy places the organism in Eukaryota, Metazoa, Chordata, Actinopteri, Syngnathiformes, Syngnathidae. Gene Ontology annotation, biological process: regulation of transcription by RNA polymerase II. Bases 508 to 4377 code for a protein of 1289 amino acids. The transcript is spliced from 9 exons.
CCAGUCCUCCGUGUUUUGCUAGCUUCGUACCAAUCAGCCAUUUAGCUCCUGUGCUGUUUGUCUCGUGCAGUCUGGCUAUCUUUAAAUCGGAAUAACGCUGUUUUGGGUAGACAUCAGGACUAUCACGACCACUAAUGGGACACCCAGGAUUAGUCCCCUGUCCCCCCUGGGUGGAGUAUUGAACCGCAGGAUGAGGCAGUGUGUCGCGGCGGUGCAGUCGAGCGCAGGACGGGGGGCCGUGUGAUGGCUGCGGUCCAGUGAGCCGGGAGCACGUUGACUGUUCCGCCUGCUGGGUGCUUGUCUCUUCGCACUUUUUCCUGGCUCGGUUAGGAUUUAUGGAGUGCACAUGAACGGCGUGUGGAUUUGGAUUAUAAACGGGGAGGCCAUGCGGGCAGCAGGGAGGCGGCGUCGGGUCCAUCCCUGAGGAGGCGUCCUGCGGCUGGGAGGAGCGCCCUCCGGCGGCGGCCCCCCACCCCCCUGCAGCGCUCCGGGGACGCCCCUACUAAGAUGUCCCUCAGCGGCGGCCCUGCAGGCGGGAAAGGUGUGGACUCCAACGCGGUGGACACGUACGACAGCGGCGAUGAGUGGGACAUCGGUGUUGGCAAUCUGAUCAUUGACCUGGACGCCGACUUGGAGAAAGACAAACUGGAGAUGUCAAGCAGCAAGGAGGGCGGGGGCAUGGCCGCUCCCCCCAGUGCCGUGGCCGCUUUGCCCGACAAUAUCAAGUUUGUGAGUCCCGUGAGUGGCGGGAAGGACAGCAAAUCCAAAUCCAAACGUACUAAGAACUCCAAAGAAGGCGUUAAGACUGCUGUGGUGGACACCGUCAAGAAGGAGGUUCCGGGUCGGUCCCCCGGGGACCCUGCUGCACAAAACCUCAACUCCACCCUGACUAAGGGAAGUGACAAGUCAGGCAAAGCCUCCCGUGUCCUCGCAGGCGUCAAGAAGGACAAAGACAGUGUGUCUGCAAAGACCAAAAAGGACAAAAUGGAGACAAAUGCUGACAAGGAGCCAGGGACCCCGCUCCUACCUCCGGGGGGCCCCCGCGCCAGCCCCUUUGAGGGCCAACAGAACUCUGAGAUGGCUGAGCACAUGGGUCACGUAGCAUUGGACUCUGUGGGGAUUGGCCAGCCUGUCACCAUGACGACAGAGGAAGAGGAAGACGAGGAGGAGGAGGGCAUGGACAAUGGCGAAUGCAAGAAGCUCAAAAAGAUGCUGUGUGCCGACAAGAUGGAUUCCCCCUCUUCCACCCCUGCUCCUCCCCCACUUCACCUCCUUGCCCCUGUGGCCCACAGCGACAUCUCGUCUUCCUGCGAACAGAUCAUGGUGCGCACGCGGUCUGUGGCGGUCAACACAGCGGAUGCUGCGCUGGCCACCGAGCCCGAAUGCCUGGGACCCUGUGAGCCCGGAACCAGUGUCAACCUGGAGGGCAUUGUGUGGCAGGAGACUGAAGAUGGCAUGCUGGUGGUCAACGUGACCUGGAGAAAUAAGACGUAUGUUGGGACUCUGCUGGACUGCACCCGGCAUGACUGGGCCCCACCAAGGUUCUGCGAUUCUCCCACAAGCGAUGUCGAUAUGAGAAGCGGGCGUGGUCGAGGGAAGCGGAUGAGACCCAGCGGCAACGCGCCUGUGAACGACAACAGCACGUCCUCUGACAACAAAGGCAGCAGCAAGACGCGUGGGGCCGCCGCCAGCAGCAAAGGUCGUCGAGGUAGCCAGACGGCAGGUAGCGUGGAGGAUGCCAAGGCCAGCCCCUCCUCUGCCAAGAGGAAGACCAAGCCUGCCUCUGACAUGGAACCCACCUCCAGCUCUGAGGACACCAAGGCGUCCAAGCGCAUGAGAACCAACUCUACUGGCACUGUGGCCCCACUCCAUGGAGGGAAAUCUGACCCCCCAGCUCCGCCCCCACUGGACAGGACCUGCCCUUCCCCCGUGCUCAUCGAUUGCCCUCAUCCCAACUGUAACAAGAAAUAUAAACACAUCAAUGGGCUGAAGUACCACCAGGCACGCGCUCACAACGAGCAUGAUGUCCGAAUGGACCAAGACGCGGACAGUGAAUACGGUGAAGAGCCCGCCCUCCAUCCUGAUCCCGCAUCCUGCAACGGCGCUGCCAUCUCCCCAGCUCGCUCGACUACGCCUAAAGGGCGAGGCUUUGAUGCUCCCUCCCCUUCAUCGGCGAAGCAGACAUCGAAGCAGGGUAAGAAGAAGAUGAGCGAGGCUGAGCCCGAGGGGACGGAUGGUGGCGAGGAGGCGGCGUGUUUGACCGACGAGGCGAGUAACGAUUGCAUGGACGACAGGAAAGCCAAGAAGACAGCGGUGAGCGCCAAAGUUGAUAAAAUGACUCAGAAGGGUGUGAAGCCCAGUCGCCCUGUGGCCCCCACUGGCCCUAGCCCCUCCCCUUACAGCCUGCAGGCAUCAUCCCCCGCCAUGGGCUCUGUUGUACAGUCUGUCCCUAAGAGUCCCCAGAUGAAAAACAUCCAACCUAAACCUCCCUCGCUCGCUGACCCCGCCUCAAGCCCCGCCCUCGCCAAGGACAAGAAGAAAAAGGAUAAGAAGAAGAGGGAGGGCGGUAAGGAGUGCGACAGUCCAAAGGGUGCUGGGAAAGAUACGAGGCCAGAGGAUGUGUACGGCGAAGGGUCUGACGCCUUACUCAACGGCUCCUCUGAAGCUCAGCAGAGCAGACUGGCGAGCAUCAAGGCUGAGGCUGACAAAGUCUACAGUUUCUCGGACAACGCGCCCAGCCCAUCGAUCGGAGGGGCCAGCAGGGUGGAGGGUGCCCCCCCACACCACCUCAACCAAAACGGGGCUGACAGUGCGUCUGUCAAAACCAGCAGCCCCGCCUACUCAGACAUUUCUGAUGCUGGGGAGGAUGGUGAAGGCAAGGUAGACGGGGUAAAGGUCAAGUCGGAGCCCGACCAGGGGCCCCGCGAGGGGGCCAAGAAGGCACUGUUUCCACCUCAAGCGCCCAACAAGGAGUCUCCCUACUACCACAACUAUGACUCGUACUACUCCCCUGGCUACACUAACCCCAGCCCGGCUGCUGCCCCGCCUCAUGUGGAGGGAAGGGUUAAAAAGGAGGAGGAGCCAGACGUGGUGGAGGAGGGUAAAGUGAAGGUGGAGCCCCAAGAGGACAGGAAGGUGGAUCCGGGAGCGCAGCAGCCAUCAGUUAUCCAGCAGCGUUCUAACAUGUACGCCCAGCCCCUCUACUACAACCAGUACUAUGUUCCCCCUUACUCCUACUCCCCUGACCAGGCUUACCACGCCCACCUGCUGGCCUCUAACCCCGCCUACCGCCAGCAGUACGAGGAGAGGCAGCGGUUGGCAGACAAGAAGGCAGAAGGGAAAGACGAGUGGAAGCAGAAGGCAUCUGUCCCACCCACCCUGACUCGAGCCCCCAGCCUCACUGACCUGGCCGCCAAAGGCAAAGCCAAGGAGACGGGGCCAGAGCUGGCCAAGUCUGUCAUCAUGGUGAAGAGUGAGGACCCCAAGACGUCUGUUGCUCAGCCCGAGGGGCUGAAGAUGAAGCUGAGCGAAGCAGGGCAUCAUGGGAAGGACGAGGCCAAAGUGGGAGCAGAGUCUGCUCGGCCAUCAGGCGUGGAAUCUGCCAUGUGGUACAGACAGGAGCCCGACUCGCGCUUGUGGCCUUAUGUGUACCCCAACAAAUACUCUGAGGCCCCUAAAGCCCAGGAGGACGAGCGCUGGAAGGACGAGAGGGAGCGCGACAAGAAGGCCAAGGAGGAGCGUCUGCGUCCCAAAGAGGGGCCGCAUAAAGAGGAGGCCAAGGAGGGGGCGGAGGGGCGGGCACAAGUGCCCCCAGAAGAACAGCGGGCCGCUGGGAAGGAGGUGCGGCCCUCCCAUGUCCAGUUUUCGGCCCCUCUGGCCCAGCACCAGGGCUACAUGCCCUACAUGCACGGACCUUAUGCCUAUGGCCAGGCUUACGAGCCUGGACACCCCGGAUACAGGGGGGUGCCCUCAGUUAUGAUGCAAAACUACCCUGGCUACCUGCCUGCCGGGUACUCCUUCUCGGCAUACGGGGCGAAGGCAGCGGCAGGUGAGGAAGGAGAGAAAGCAUCCCGUUCCAGCCCCACAGUUAAACCAGCAGGCGAGUCCAAGGCUCUAGACCUCCUGCAGCAGCAUGCCAGCCAAUACAAGAGCAAGUCACCGUCCGUCCCCGACAAGACGCCGCACGAGCGUGACAGGGAAGGCGAGCGCCCGCGCUCCUCGCCAUCCCAACGCAUCCUGCCCUCCCAUCAUCACCUGGGAUACCCGCUGCUGUCAGGACAGUACGACCUGCCCUAUGCCUCAGGACUGUCGUCCUCCGCCAUCGUCGCCAGUCAGCAGGCAUCGGCCCCGUCCAUGUACCCUCCUGCACGGAGGUGAGAAAGGUGCACCUGAUUAGCUGCCCCCACAGCCAUCCUCCCGCCUGGAGUCAUGUGACUGGAUCACACGAGGAAGCGUUGAUGACUCCACCCAGGGCCCAGGGCCCUGUGCUGUCUGGCUCCGCCCUCCCUGAUGGAUGCUUGAGGAGGACACUCGGUCCACCUCACCCACUGGUGUCCAUUUGGGCUGCCAGUGUGGUACUGAGUGGGCGCGGAGAUCAGACUGUUGUGGGGGAGGAAGAACAGGAUGACCACUUCCUGUCUCACAGCCACACCUAUUUUUAACGGCACAAUGGGGGUUUUUUUUGUUUGUUUUUUUAAUCCUUUAAUGACCUCUGACCUCCAGACUCGAUCGACCUCCUGCCCCCAUCAUCAGCGCAGCUCUGAGCGCCACAACAAAAACACUUGGACAGGCGACAUCAGGCUCCUCCUCCAGUGUGUAGCUGUACUGUAGUGUGUGUGUGUAUGCGCGUGUGUGUGUAAAUAGUGUACAGAGGAAUUAUUUUAAAGAGCCUGUUGGAUGCUGUUGCUUUCCUACUCUUCUUUUUGUCUGUUGCCUCUGUUUUUCUACUCUUGUUGAUCUCAUUAAACAUGUAGCUGGCCCAAUGGCGCCUCAGUUACUUCACACACACACACACACACACACACACUGUAAAUGAAUGUUUUUAAUUUUAAUAAAAGAUUAUAUUAUGUGCUGUAAAACAAAGUGUGAGCCCUCAGUAGUCUAAUGCUAUCAUCAUGCAUUUUAUUAAAAGGUGAUUUUCUCAGCAUACAUAGGAGU